AUGGUCUCUACUCCAUCUGACCAAGAAACAACACAAUUAAUCAAAUCUUUUUUUGUCAAGGGUAGCCUGCUGAUUUGUUCAGAAGAUAUACAUAACCAACAGAUAUCAAACAAUGAUAACAAUACGAAAUUCAAUGACGACUGGUUUAACUCUGCUGAUGUGUCACCAACUCCUUUGCCAUCUAUAAUUAACCAAUGGUAUACACCGGAAAAUGACAAGACUUUGCCACCAUUGAUUAUUGAAACUUAUUUGGACCUUCGUCAAUUGCCUCAUUCAUACUCUAUUAAAUUGAAAGAUAAUGAUGCUAAUUUGUGGAAUGUCACUAAAGGUAAUAGAAAAACUGAAAUAGUCUUAGAACGUUGGUUAUUAGAACUAGAUGAUACUUCUCCAACAUUUAAAUCAUACAAGGCAUCAGAAGAAGAAGUUUCGGAUAGUGCUAAACAAUUAGUUUUAUUACUACGAUAUUUAUAUACUUUAUUACAAUUGCUACCAGUACAUGAUCUACGAGAUAAUCUUUCGAAACAAGUAAAUGCAACGAAGUCACUGGUUGGCGUCAAGACUAGAAUUGUAGACGGUUCCAAACCAAUUUUAUCAAAGGGUCGUAUUGGGUUAAGCAAACCUAUUAUUACUUCAUAUUCUAACGUCAUUAACGAAUCAAAUAUUCCAAUACAUCUACAACAAAAGAAAAUAACUCCCGUAUGGACUAAAUUUGGUUUAUUACGUGUUUCAGUAUCAUAUAGGAAAGAUUGUCAUUUCAUUGUUCAAGAUUCACAGGAGAAAAUAUUGAAUAAAGAAACUUUUGAUAUAAAUGCAAAGAGAUCUUUAUCUUUAUCACCACGUACUAAGACCCAUUUAGGAAUAUCACCCGAUAGUAAUUUAUCAUCACUUUCUCAAAGAAAGAGAACAUUCUCUGGAUCAAAACCAAUUAUACAACCAUUUAAAGUAGGAUCAUUGAGUAAUGCAACAAGUAGGAACCCUUCCCAUUCUUCUGUUUUACUUCGUCGUACAAGUAUAAGCCCUGCUGCUGCUGCUGGCCCACAUUAUAUACAACAACAGCAACAGCAGCAGCAGCAGCAGCAAGCUUUGCCUCUACCUUUACCAACAUCACAUUUCGAAGGAACAAGUGUUGACAGCACUUCAAAAUAUUCAUCUUCCUUUGGUAAAAUACGUAGACAUUCAAGUCUGAAAAAAUCAUUGGAAAAUAGCAUUUUGAAACGAGAUGAAUCUUCACCAGCCAUUGGGACUAGUGACAAUUCUCAAAAAAACUUAAACUCAUCAGAUGAUUUAUUAGAAUUUGUCAAAUUACUUGAAGAAAAACCUAAAUUGAAUGUUUAUAAAAUUAAAAACAAAAUGAUUAAAAAUGAAGAUAUUUCUAAUUCAUUAAUAAGAUUUCAAAAUUUAAAACCAAAUAAUGAUCUAUUAACUGAAGAUUUAUCUGCCAGUGUAUCAAUGGAUCCAGAAAGAAGACGUAUAUCUGGCACCCAUUCACAAUCUAGGCUGAAUUCACAAUCGAAUUCACCAAACCCCUCAUUGACAUUCCAAGGAUUGUACAACAAGAUCAAUAAUAAUAUCAACAAAGGUUCAUCUCCAAGCCAUCUCUUUAUUAGAAGCAAUUCUAAUGUAUUUAAUAGUAGAGCGAGCUCAUAUGAGCGGAAGCAACAACAACAGCAGCAGCAACAACAACCUACUGCAACAAUUUUACCACCAAUAUAUGGGGAAGAAAGUAUGGUUGGAGAUUUACGAUCAUCAUCAUUACCACCGAAUGAACAAAUUAUGACUAUACAAGAUAACGAUGAUAAUGAUGUUGAAAAAUUCAUGAUAGAAGGGAAUAAUAAUAAUAAUAAUAAUACUAAAUACUAUAAAUCAUUCUUACCACCAAGAUCUAUCGAUAGCAUACCAGAAUUAUAUUCUAGCAAUAGAAUGUCAUUUGGGAAACAACAACAAAAUAAUUACUCUCAACCUACCAUUGAUAAAAACUCUGUUCAAGCUAUUAUGCAUAAACCAAAUAUUCGCUCAACGGAAAUUCUCUCCACUCAUACUAAUAAAAAAAUAGAAGACCUGUUAGAAGAAGAAGAUGAUGGCGAUAACAUUAAUCAUGACAGUAGUACUCCUAAUAAUAUUACAAAUAAUAAUCGUAAUCAUAGUAAUAAUAAUAAUAAUGAUAGCACAAGUAAUAGUAAGGAUGAUGGGCAGGAAGAAGAUGAUGAUUUGUUAUUUUUCAUGAGUGACAUGAACUUAGCUGGCAGCUAG
This is a messenger RNA of Naumovozyma dairenensis CBS 421, 2250 nucleotides long. RefSeq names its product serine/threonine protein kinase regulatory subunit ATG13 (gene ATG13). The transcript has a single exon. NCBI's taxonomy places the organism in Eukaryota, Fungi, Ascomycota, Saccharomycetes, Saccharomycetales, Saccharomycetaceae. Bases 1 to 2250 code for a protein of 749 amino acids. The record is from RefSeq and is a predicted model, not a curated record. Gene Ontology annotation, cellular component: Atg1/ULK1 kinase complex; phagophore assembly site; cytosol. Gene Ontology annotation, biological process: protein localization to phagophore assembly site; autophagosome assembly; mitophagy.